This is a messenger RNA of Cuscuta campestris, 2115 nucleotides long. The record is from the annotation of a GenBank genome assembly. Lineage: Eukaryota; Viridiplantae; Streptophyta; Magnoliopsida; Solanales; Convolvulaceae.
CUUCAAAAGUGGAGUUGUUUUGCAAUCUAGAUUACUUAAGCAAUGCUCAAUAUGUGUUCGACAAAUUACCUCAAUGAGAAGGAGAGUCUAGGUAACAUUUCACACUGCUUCGUUUCUCUAAUAGGCAUACUUCAAUCAAUAGUUGUGAGGUUAUCCUAUUUCACCCAACAAAUGCCAUAAACAAGCCUGGAUAUAUCAAAGCUCGAAGAUUGUUAGCACCUCUUGCAGUGCCUAUUUGAUGGGUUCAAGAGCAUUAUGGCCCUGCCUACGAUAUCAAAUUUUACAGCAACAAUGGAGCCGCCGGCGAAGCUUCUUAAGCCAGAAAAAAGGGAAGGGUUUCAUCCAUUCAUUCCACCGCAUAUUCAAAGCUCUCAUUUUUCUCUGUGAUGGGAUUUUGGGAGUCUUUCCUCAAUUGGCUUCGCAGCCUGUUCUUUAAACAUGAGAUGGAACUAUCUCUUGUUGGACUUCAAAAUGCGGGGAAGACGUCUCUAGUUAACUCCAUUUCUAAUGGGGGCUACAGCGAGGACAUGAUUCCAACUGUUGGAUUUAAUAUGCGCAAAGUGACGAAGGGAAAUGUAACUAUCAAGCUUUGGGACCUUGGAGGGCAGCGCAGGUUUCGCACCAUGUGGGAGCGAUACUGUCGUGGCGUCUCUGCCAUUAUUUAUGUGGUCGAUGCUGCGGAUCGCGACAGUGUUCCUAUAUCUCGAACCGAACUUCAUGAUCUCUUAUCAAAACCUUCGCUGAGCAACAUCCCACUGCUUGUGCUUGGGAACAAAAUUGACAAAUCCGAAGCUCUUUCCAAGCCGUCUCUAACUGAUCAACUGGGUCUUGAUGCAAUAAAGGAUAGGGAGGUCUGUUGCUAUAUGAUCUCUUGUAGGGACUCUGUAAAUAUAGAUAUGGUUAUUGAUUGGCUUAUUAAGCAUGCCCAAACGACGAAAUGAGGCGAUCAAUAUUGUUUCUGAGGGCACACAGGUACAAAUCGACAUGGCUUCACUAUCUCUGGAUGACGAGGAACAUGAAGGUUUGGUGUUCGCUGAUGCAGAGGACAAUGCGUGCGGUGUAACAACCGACUACGACAACUGCCUAGUCGGGAGAUUCUUAACGGAGCGUCCCAUAAAUUUUACCGCAAUGAAGAACACUAUGGCAUCUCUUUGGCGGCCGGAUGAAGGUAUGGUUGUUAGAGAUCUGGGCGAUGGAAUUUACGUCUUCCAAUUCGGGGCAGAGGCAGAGCUAGAGCGGGUCUUGGAUAUGUGCCCUUGGACUUUCAACAAUCAAGCUCUCAUACUCGAUCGAUUAAAGAGUUAUAAUGACCCUAGGGAUGUCCCCCUGCAUUCAAUGUUUAUUUGGGUUCAGGUCCAUGGACUUAAGAGAGGCUUUUUCUCAGAACGGGUGGCUCAACGACUAGGCAACGAGAUUGGAGAAUUCAUGGAAUCAGACCCCAAGAACUACUCCAAUCCCUGGGCGACAUUUAAGGAUACGAGUGAAAUUGGAUGUCCGUAAACCUCUGCGAAAAGGCACGAAGAUGAAGCGAGAAGGGGAAGAUUGGUUCCAGGUUUCAUUUGCUUAUGAACGACUUUCAGCCUUUUGUUUUGUUUGUGGUUGUCUCGGCCAUGGGGAACGAUUUUGUCCCAUUGUUUCAAGGAAUUGGGGUAAAGAAGUAGCCCGACAGUAUGGUCCUGAGUUGCGUGCUCUGCCUAAACGAUCCACAACUGGCAUCGGUUCUAAAUGGUUGAGAGAUGAACUCCCUGCACUCAAAAAGGAAGCACCUGCAUCUGCCAAUGAGGCAAGACAUCAUAAUUCAACUACUCUCAUGCAACAGAUGCAACCUCAAGCUAAUGGAAUAGAGGGGCAAGCUACAGUGAUGGGUGAAUCAGUGCACCAGGAGUCUGUCGUGAUAUCGGAUCCCAAAAAGAGGAAGAUUGAUAUGAAGGGCAAUGGCGAUAAAGAACUUUUGCUCUCAUCUGUAUCAGAUCCAAAAAACGUGAAGGAGGCGGGACCUGUGUUGCAGGCCCGCCUAAUGCAAUGAGUUGUAUUAGUUGGAACUGUCGUGGGCUUGGCAACCCACGAGCAGUCCACACCCUACAAAAUAUUGUUAGGGAUGUUAAGCCAUGUUUU